Clarias gariepinus (North African catfish) is the source of this 3047-nucleotide messenger RNA. Its product is annotated as GTPase IMAP family member 9-like. The transcript has 5 exons. NCBI's taxonomy places the organism in Eukaryota, Metazoa, Chordata, Actinopteri, Siluriformes, Clariidae. The coding region runs from base 1357 to 2433 and encodes 358 amino acids. Gene Ontology annotation, molecular function: GTP binding. The record is from RefSeq and is a predicted model, not a curated record.
UGCACUUCUCCCACUCACCAUCAUGAACAGCACUGUGACAGCAGUGGAGUCAUUCCGGUUCCUGGGCACGACCAUCUCUCAUGACCUAAAGUGGGACAUUCACAUUGACUCCAUUGUUAAAAAGGCCCACCAGAGGUUGUAUUUCCUUCGCCAGCUAAAGAAAUUCAACCUGCCACAGGAGCUGCUCACACAGUUCUACUCAGCCGUCAUUGAAUCCGUCCUGUACACUUCAAUAACUGUCUGGUUUGGUUCAGCUACGAAAACAGACAUCAGAAGACUACAAAGGACGGUUCAGACUGCUGAAAGAAUUGUUGGCACUGCCCUGCCCAUGCCACAAGAACUGUAUACAUCCAGAGUGAGGAAAAGGGCUCGGAAUAUCACUUUGGACCCCUCACACCCAGGCCACCUUUUAUUUGAACUUUUGCCGUCGGGUCGACGCUAUAGAGCACCUAACACUAGGACAGUCAGGCACAGAAACAUUUUUUUUCCCCAGGCAAUCUCCCUCACACAUUUCCAUAAUUGUCUUUUGAUUGUGUAAAGCUGCUUUGAAUUGGGCAGCAUGGUGGUGUAGUGGUUAGCACUGUCGCCUUGCACCUCCAGGGUCCAGGUUCGAUUCCCGUCUCUGUGCGCAUGGAGUUUGCAUGUUCUCCCUGUGCUUGGUGGGUUUCCUCUGGGUAUUCCGGUUUCCUCCCACAGUCCAAAGAUAUGCAGGUUAGACUAAUUGGUGUCCCCAAAUUACCCGUAGUGUGUGAUUGAUUGUACGAGUGUGUGUAUGUGUGUGACCUGCGAUGGAUUGGCACCCUGUCCAUGGUGUUCCCUGCCUUGUGUCCAGGUCCCAGCAACCCUGAAUACAGGAUAAAGCGAUAUAGACGAUGAUCACCGUUGUGAAGACUUCAGCAUGUCAGGAGGGAAGAUGAUUGAAAAAGCAGUUUUCCUCUAAAGACCCUUCCACAGUGACACUGAGGUCUGUGCCACACGUGGGUGCUGAAACCUUCAUCCCUCAGGUCAGUGUCCAGGUGAGUCCUGCUGCUCAGGACACAUAAUGAAGACUGGAAUCAGUCACACUGUAGGAAUCCAAGUAGAGAUCCUGAUGACUGACACACACUUCUCACAUACACAAGAAUUUUUCACAAAUCCAGUACCUUUCACUCAAAAGAGCCGAAUCAGAGAGUCGACUCGUGGCCAAACGACUCAUCAUUACACCUCCAUUACUGGUGUGGCUCAUCCCAAACACAAAGUGCACAGAAACUAAGAGACUAAACACUUGGCUAUGCUGAAGAUCCUACUGAAAAUAAAAUGAUUAUUUUAAUGCUUUAAUGCAGCCUGGAGACAAUUUAUUGAUUAAACUUUAAGGAAAUGGCGCAAAGUCCAAGGAGAACACCGACAGAUGAUAUUUAUUCGGAUGAUUCACCAUCAAAUGAAACCAGCUCGGAUCUUCGGCUCGUUUUGCUGGGUGGAGACUGUAUGUAUAACAAUCAUGCAGCAGGCCUUAUCCUCAGGUCCCGUGACAUAAAUUUAGCCAACAAUCCGAAAAAAGGCCACUGUAGGGAAGCGACCAUUGAUGGACGACAGGUCUCCGUAUUUGUGGCUCCUUCCUACUGGAUGGAACAUUUGGCCUCCUAUUUGUUUUUCCGAAAUGGAGUCGAGUCCAUCAGACAUGAGAUUCAAAAUUGUACAUCACUGACGUUUCCUGGUCCUCACGCUUUCCUUCUAGUGAUGCGAGCUGGACACGCUACUGGCAAAGAACAUCAUCUUUUAAAAGCAAUAACCUACAUGUUUGGAGCUGAGGCAUUACACUACACCAUGGUGUUGUUCGUUCAUGGACAUGAAUGGGAAAAUCCUACAGAUGCGCUGAAAAACCGCUGCGUGAAGAUGUGUGGGAAAAAAUAUUUCAAUUUGGACAACAGUGAUGAAAGUGUCGUGGAGCUUUUCGGGAGAAUCAAAGCAAUGACACGGAGAAAAGAAACCAGGAUCUUUGUUCAACACUCCUAUGAAAAAGUCAUGAAAAUGUCCUAUGAAUCAUGGGAAAGUAAUUGGUUGUGCAGAGAAAAUAAGCUGAAGAAAGAACUGGCAGACCAGAAGACAGAAGCCGAGACACUUAGACAAACUGAGAGAGAAUUAUUAAAGGAGCAGGAAGCAUCCGAACACCGCGAGAGUGUUUUACGGAAGGAUUUGGACACAGCAAAAGGUAAAGAGAUUGCUUUAUUAGAGGAGCUGCAAGCAUCCAGGCAACGCGUGAGUCAGCUGUGUAACGAUUUGGAUGCAGCCAGAAAUGCUGAGAGACGGUUGAGGAAACAGCUGAAUGAAUUACAAGCCGAUGAAGCAGGAGAAUUGAAACCAGUAAAACGCAAUAGCAAAGACACAGGAAGAGACUGGCCAAACAUGUCAGAAAAUCCUCCAUAUGAAGUUCACAUCAGACAUCAAGAGCUUUAAUCACCGGAAAACAACUGCCCAAGUGGACGGCUGGUGCCACAGUCAAGACCAGCUUAUUUUUAACAUUUGAACUUUUUAUGUCCGUGUAAGACGAACUACCGUACGUCUGCUGUCUGGGACGGUGGGAGAUGGUCUCCAAAUGGGAUCGGAAUAAGAUCUGAUGUUUUUGAACACCCCAGUCCAAGCUAAUUUCUAUUACAGUUAUCUGUCUCUUCCUGUUUGAGGUUGAGGUUUUAAAUCUGUUAUUUCUUCUGUCCACUAACAAAAAAACAUGAAGCCAAUUUCCUCACCCUCUGUGUGACCUCAGAGUCCACUUGGUGAAUAGUUGUGUGAGUAAUAUGUACAAUUUGAAUAUAUGUUACAUGGAAUAUUAUGUAACUCGAUCAACUAUGAUCUCUUCUGGCAUAAAAUGUAAUGUAAAGAUGCUGAAUGUUUUCUGACUAUAAUUUAAGCAAAAACGAAAUCAACACCGGCUCCAAACCUGAGAAAGCUAUUCUACAUGGAUUAAACCUGUGUUAUGGAAAUACAACAUGUAUCUAACUUAUAUAUAUGUUUAUAACUAAAGUUAUGACUGGAAAUAAAUUUUCUGCUCAUCUCCGAAUAUCUUUGCUCUA